AUGCGUUUUGAUGGGCGGGAUGUAGGCGAAGUGUUGAGAUGGUGGUACUAGCCAACAUCAAAUGCGUUUUGUAUACAAUUCGGGAAAGAAAUUUUAUUUUCCUUUCAUGAGAGAGACUGUCUGAAGAGUAGGGAGUGGGAGGUGUUGUUUCGAUGGGCUCUCUCUCAGCUGUAGUCUGUCUGUACAACAAUGCUCAUGGAUUUUUUCCUAAUGCGGGUAUACCUUCCUCUCGACCUCACAACAUCAAAAAGAAACUCAAGACAUCACGCACUACAGCGCAGAAACUCCUUUCUUCCAUCUACCAAGAAUCCUUUGAGUUCACGUCCUGUCACAAAGCCAAAGUCACCGUUACAUACCCACCUAACAGCCUGAUCGACUAUGCGGCAAGCCUUUGGUUGCAUUGUGGAUUCAAGCCCGCCACCACGCGAGCGACCUCAACAUCCGAUUGUAUAAGUCGCUUUUCCCAGCUCUAUGUUCCACAGGCAGUGCGUGCAAAUGUGUAACACACAUCACACAGCAUCGCACCACGCUUCUCCAAAACGCCGUAGACACCCAGAGGGCUUCCCUAUCAUCAUUGAAUAUGGCGGUUUAACAUACCCCGUACGGACGCCCUUAGGGAGAGGGAUAAACGCCACGG
Molecule: messenger RNA, 637 nt
Organism: Aaosphaeria arxii CBS 175.79
Lineage: Eukaryota; Fungi; Ascomycota; Dothideomycetes; Pleosporales
Exons: 1
Coding region: 153-503 (116 amino acids)
Source: RefSeq, a predicted model, not a curated record